Colletotrichum scovillei is the source of this 582-nucleotide messenger RNA. Its product is annotated as acetyltransferase. Gene Ontology annotation, molecular function: acyltransferase activity, transferring groups other than amino-acyl groups. The record is from RefSeq and is a predicted model, not a curated record. The coding region runs from base 1 to 582 and encodes 193 amino acids. The transcript has a single exon. NCBI's taxonomy places the organism in Eukaryota, Fungi, Ascomycota, Sordariomycetes, Glomerellales, Glomerellaceae.
AUGACAGUCUCAACCCCCCAAACACCCCUCUCCUUCCGCCCCGCCACACCCUCCGACGUCCCCAUCCUCCUCCCCCUAAUCCGCUCCGCCUACCGCGGCGAACUCUCCCGCAAAGGCUGGACGACGGAAGCGGACCUGGUAGCGGACCAACGCAUCGACGAGCGCGGCCUCCUCGCCAAAAUCACCGAGCCCGAGGGGGCGGUCCUCAUCGUCACCGACAACUCUGACUCCGACGCCGUCACUGAGAAGCCUAUCAUACCGCUAGCAUGCUGCGAAAUCGUACGCAGUAAACAGAACCCGGAGGUAGCGUACUUUGGCCUCUUUGCCGUCUCGCCUGAGCGGCAGGCGGGCGGGGUCGGGAGGAGGGUGUUGGAGUUCGCGGAGGGGUAUGCGAAGAGGAGUUGGGGGGUGAGCCGGAUGGAGAUGUGUGUGCUUUGGAUGAGGGGGGAGCUGAUUGCGUGGUAUGAGAGGCGGGGUUACGUCAAGACUGGGGAGAGGAGGGAGUUUCCUUAUGAGGGGAUGGUUGGGGGCGGUGCGUUGAGGGAUGAUUUGUGGUUUGAGGUUUUGGAGAAGGGGUUGUGA